This is a messenger RNA of Paramecium octaurelia, 311 nucleotides long. NCBI's taxonomy places the organism in Eukaryota, Ciliophora, Oligohymenophorea, Peniculida, Parameciidae. The record is from the annotation of a GenBank genome assembly.
AUGGCUGCUCUUCUAUUGUUGAGAAUGGCGAUGGCGAAAUUGUUAUUGACUAUUUUAGAUUUGUUCGUUCGUAGUGAGAAAGUUCUAGUUUUGAAUCUUGAAUAAUUUUACAGCUAUCUUAGUUCAUUCUGUUUGUGAAUACUGAUAUUUAAUCUUGUUAUCACUUAACUGAAUACCUAUUUCUAUUGGAUAUAUCAAAAGGUAAUAUAAGGACUGACUGAAAAACUGAAAAAAAUUCAAUUUAUCUGUGAAUCUAUCAAAAGAUAAACCUCAACUUUCAAAAGAUUUUUAUUUUUUUUGGAUUCAGAUAU